AUGAUCGCCCACCCGAAAAUCGACCCGGUCUCUGGCGAACUCUUCUCCCUCUCCUACGACGUCAUCCAAAAACCUUAUCUCAAAUACUUCCACGUCUCGAAAUCCGGCGAGAAGUCUCCCGACGUCGAGAUCCCCACCUCCGACCCCACCAUGAUGCACGACUUCGCGAUAACCGAGAACUUCGUCGUCAUACCCGACCAACAAGUUGUUUUUCGGCUUACCGAGAUGGCCUCCGGCGGGUCCCCCGUCGUUUACGACAAGAGAAAGGUCUCGCGUUUCGGCGUGCUCGGAAGGUACGCACGAGACGCCUCGGAUAUCAAAUGGGUCGACGUGCCUAACUGUUUCUGCUUCCACUUAUGGAACGCGUGGGAAGAGCCCGACUUGGACGAGGUCGUCGUGAUCGGCUCGUGCAUGACCCCGGCCGACUCAAUUUUCAACGAAAGCGACCAAGGGUUGGAGAGCGUCUUGUCCGAAAUCCGACUAAACCUUAAAACCGGGAAAUCCGUGCGGAAACCGAUAUUGUCCGAAGAGGAUCAAGUCAACCUCGAGGCGGGUAUGGUCAACCGGAACAUGCUCGGUCGGAAGACACGGUUCGGGUAUCUCGCUAUAGCCGAACCGUGGCCGAAAGUCUCGGGUUUUGCGAAAGUCGACCUCUCGAUGGGUAAAAUCGAGAAAUACAUUUACGGAGACGAGAAGUACGGUGGGGAGCCAAUGUUCGUACCCACGGGCAAAAGCAACGAGCACGAAGACGAGGGUUAUGUGUUGAUUUUCGUGCACGACGAGAGAAACGGGACUUCGGAGCUUCAAAUCGUGAACGCGAAGACUAUGGAGUGGGAGGCGAGCGUGAAGCUGCCAUCGAGGGUGCCAUACGGUUUUCACGGCACGUUCAUAAAGGCCGAGGAUUUGGCGAAUCAAGCGUGA
Molecule: messenger RNA, 921 nt
Organism: Striga hermonthica
Lineage: Eukaryota; Viridiplantae; Streptophyta; Magnoliopsida; Lamiales; Orobanchaceae
Source: the annotation of a GenBank genome assembly